This is a messenger RNA of Ricinus communis (castor bean), 3143 nucleotides long. RefSeq names its product pentatricopeptide repeat-containing protein At4g33170. The transcript has a single exon. The record is from RefSeq and is a predicted model, not a curated record. Gene Ontology annotation, biological process: RNA modification. Lineage: Eukaryota; Viridiplantae; Streptophyta; Magnoliopsida; Malpighiales; Euphorbiaceae. The coding region runs from base 1 to 2997 and encodes 998 amino acids. Gene Ontology annotation, molecular function: zinc ion binding; RNA binding; protein binding.
AUGCUCUUAAAAUCGAAUCUCAAACCCGAUUCCAUCUUUUCUCUCAAAUCUCCACACUCUUAUUCUCUCCUUUCCUUUCCCUUCCGUUUUUCCUCUCUUUCUUCUCCUUCCUCCUCCCAAUGCUUCUCUCUCCUCCGCGCCGCAGUCUCUACUUCCAACUUACAUCUAGGAAAAUGCAUCCAUGCAAACAUCAUUACCUCUGGCCUUACUUCAGAUCGCUUCUUGGCCAACAAUCUGAUUACUAUGUACUCCAAAUGUGGCUCUGUCUCUUCCGCACGCCAACUGUUCGAUAGAACGCCUGACCGAGACCUUGUUACUUGGAAUGCUGUUUUGUCUGCUUAUGCGCGAUCAGAUGAGUCUGAAUACGACCAUGUUGUUGAGGGUUUUCAUAUUUUCCGUCUUCUUCGAGAGCGCUUUGUUUCAACUAGUAAGUUGACUCUGGCCCCAAUGCUGAAGCUGUGUUUGCUAUCUGGGUAUGUUUGUGCUUCACAGGCUGUACAUGGGUAUGCUGUGAAAAUAGGUCUCGAAUUGGAUGUGUUUGUUUCGGGAGCUUUGGUUAAUAUUUACUCGAAAUUCGGGUUAGUUAGGGAGGCUAGAGGUUUGUUUGACAUCAUGCAAGAGAGGGAUGUGGUUUUAUGGAAUGUUAUGCUCAAGGCUUAUGUGGAAAUGGGUUUAGUUAAAGAAGCACUUUCUUUCUUCUCCCAGUUUCAUCAGAGUGGUUUGCGUCCUGAUGAUGCUAGUAUGCGGUGUGUUGUCAGUGGGAUAUCUGAGGUUGGCUAUGAUACAGGAAGGAGGUACAUUGAGCAGAUUCAAGCUUAUGCAACUAAAUUGUUUUUUUGUGAUGAUAAUACUGACGUUGUUAUGUGGAAUAAGAAAUUGUCAGAGUAUCUCCAAGCUGGUGCAUUUUGGGCUGCUGUUGAUUGUUUUAUCAAUAUGCUUACAUCAUCACAUGUGAAAUAUGAUAAUGUGACAUUAGUCGUGGUUUUGGCUGCAGCUACUGGUACAGGUGACUUAAUGUUGGGGAAACUAAUUCAUGGUAUGACUUUGAAAUCUGGGUUUGAUUCUGUGGUUUCUGUUGCAAACAGUCUUAUCAACAUGUAUUCAAAGAUGGGAUUUGUCUCUCUUGCACACACAGUUUUUACUGGCAUGAAUGAGUUGGAUUUAAUUUCAUGGAACUCCAUGAUAUCAUGCUAUGCACAGAACGGUUUACAGAAAGAGUCUGUGAAUUUACUUGUAGGUCUAUUACGUGACGGCCUUCAACCGGAUCAUUUCACAUUAGCUAGUGUGUUAAAGGCUUGCUCCUCACUUACAGAGGGGUUGUUUCUUAGCAAGCAGAUUCAUGUUUAUGUCACAAAAACCUCAAUAAUUGCUGAAAAUUUUGUUUCGACUGCACUGAUUGAUGUUUAUUCCAGAAGUGGAUUAAUGGCAGAAGCAGAAUUUAUUUUUGAGAACAAAAAUAAAUUUGAUUUAGCAGCAUGGAAUGCAAUGAUGUUUGGAUACAUAAUCUGUGGCGAUCAUGAUAAAGGACUGAAACUUUUUGCUUUCAUGCAUGAAAAAGGGGAGAGUUGUGAUGAAUACACAUUAGCAACUGCUGCUAAAGCCUGCGGUAGUUUGGUCAGGUUGGAACAAGGGAAGCAAAUUCAUGCUCUUGCAAUAAAAUUUGGUUUGAACUCAGACCUAUUUCUCAGCAGUGGCAUUCUUGAUAUGUAUAUUAAAUGUGGAAACAUGGAAGACGGACACUUGUUGUUUGACAACAUCCCUGUGCCUGAUGAUGUUGCCUGGACAAUUAUGAUUUCAGGAUGUGUUGAAAAUGGAGAUGAGGACCGUGCACUUUCCGUAUACCGUCAGAUGAGGCUCUCUGGCAUCCUACCUGAUGAAUAUACCUUUGCUACCCUUAUCAAAGCCAGCUCUUGUCUAACAGCAUUGGAACAGGGGAGACAGAUUCAUGCAAAUGUAAUCAAGCUUGAAUGUGCAUCAGAUCCUUUUGUUGGGACCUCACUUAUAGAUAUGUAUGCUAAGUGUGGGAUUAUAGAAGAUGCAUAUUGUUUAUUUAGAAGAAUGGAUGUCAGAAACAUUGUAGUUUGGAAUGCCAUGUUGGUGAGUCUAGCACAACAUGGACAUGGUGAAGAAGCCCUUCACCUUUUUAAAGUCAUGCAAUCUCAUAGCAUUAAACCUGACAAAGUUACCUUCAUUGGUGUUCUUUCUGCCUGUAGUCAUUCCGGCCAUGUUUCUGAAGCCUAUGGGCAUUUUCAUUCGAUGCACAAAGAUUAUGGUAUUGAGCCUGAGAUUGAGCAUUACUCUUGUCUUGUUGAUGCCCUUGGACGUGCAGGGCGUGUUGAAGAGGCGGAAAAGUUGAUAUUAUCAAUGCCCUUUGAACCUUCUGCUUCAAUGUACAGAGCCUUGCUAGGUGCUUCUCGAGUUCUGGGGGAUAUGGAUACUGGUAAAAGGUUGGCAGCAAGGCUCAUGGCCUUGGAGCCAUCCGACUCGUCAGCAUAUGUUCUAUUAUCUAAUAUAUUUGCUGCUUCCAAUCAAUGGGAUGGUGUAACUAAUGCUAGAAAAACAAUGCACAGAAAGAAUGUAAAGAAGGAUCCAGGGUUUAGUUGGAUAGAUGUGAAGAACAGGAUGCAUGUGUUUGUGGUGGAAGAUAGAUCCCAUCCAGAGACUGAUUCAAUAUAUGAUAAGGUGGAGGAGAUGAUGAAGCGGAUCAAAAAAGAAGGAUAUGUCCCUGAUAAAGACUUUGUGCUACUAAAUGUAGAGGAAGAGGAGAAAGAACGUUCGCUGUAUUAUCACAGUGAGAAGCUAGCUAUUGCAUAUGCACUCUUGAGAACUCCUCCAUCCAGCAGGAUUAGAGUGAUUAAAAACCUCCGUGUCUGCGGAGAUUGCCAUAAUGCUAUCAAGUUCAUAUCAAAGGUCUAUCAAAGAGAAAUUGUAUUGAGAGAUGCAAAUCGCUUCCAUUCUUUUACAAGUGGAAGCUGCUCCUGUGGUGAUUAUUGGUAGAAUUGACAUCUUACUAAUAAGCGUUCAACCAGAAAUUUCCUCCCUUUCCCCCCUACAUACAGAAAUACUUUACGAUGAUUGUUCAUUGUAGACAUUUAAAACUUUUCAUGAAUUUAAUUAUAUCUCAAGGAAGAUAGAUUUAUUUA